AUGACUUUCCGCAAGUGCGCGUCAGCAAGAGAGCUUGAGGGUGUAGUCGUAUCACUUUUGCUCAAGAAGAAGCAACGAAGCUACAAAAUUCGCGAGAAGUGGGACACUGUCCGCCGGAUGCAAGAGGUUGGGGUGCAGGAGGUAGCCCGCGAGCUACUGUGCGCUCGCUGUACCGCCCACGGGUGGUGGCAGCAGGCCGACAAGCUGAUGAGUUUCAUUGGCCACGUCACCUCCAAGACGAUGAAGGGAAGAGACGUAAGAAACUGUUGCCCGACGUCUCUGCCAUCCAUGAAAGACAAGCGGCGUAACAAGCUGCAGAUGCCCGAAGCUACGAUGAAGAGUACAGGUGCUUACAAGUCGUGCGGAGAUUGA
This is a messenger RNA of Phytophthora infestans T30-4, 372 nucleotides long. RefSeq lists its product as uncharacterized. The transcript has 6 exons. The record is from RefSeq and is a predicted model, not a curated record. Bases 1 to 372 code for a protein of 123 amino acids. Lineage: Eukaryota; Oomycota; Peronosporomycetes; Peronosporales; Peronosporaceae.